GUGCGAGACAACGGGAACGCACCAUUCGCUGCGGAGCGCGUGUCCGCCGUAAACAUGGCGGCAGCCAGGGAGAGUGAAUUCGACUUUGGACCCAAAAGCACGGAAGACUCGACGCUGCUGGCAGCGCGGCCGUGCGCGGGCGCCAUGGAAAACGAACCCACGACCAGCCAGGUCGUCCACGUCAAGGUUCCCGCUCGCAUCGACGACAGCGAGGAAGACAGCGACGCGUCGAGUCCUCGCGAUCUGUGGGACGCCGUGAAGAUCGACCUAGCUCAAGCGGGCUCGGACUCGGACAACGUCGUGAAGGACUCUAGGAUCAGCCGGGCCCCAUCAGUGGAUAGGGAGAAUGUGCCCGCAGAAAGGACCUUGCCGCAGAUGAACUGCCCCGAGAGAAUCGUUAUCUGCGUCGACCUUUGUUCGGAGAUGGAGGACAUGCCAUUCACAUUCUCAGAUGGGUCAAAACACUCCCCCCUGUUCAUGAUCAAGCGGGUGAUCGAGCUGUUUGUACAUAACAAGCACAAAAUAGACAAGAGACACGAAUUCGCCCUCGUUGUCUUCCACGAAGUGCCUCUUUGGAUCAGAAACUUCACAAAUGAUCCAAAGGAAAUCUCCAACUUCCUUGAGGACCUGAAUGAGACAAGGCACUGUGAAAGCUGCGAUCUCACUGGUUUGUUUGACGCAAUAACUGAGCACACCCACAUCCCUGAAGUGGGAAGGGAGGGAGUCUUCCCGCCGCCUUUCCUGGUUCGAACAAUCCUCAUCUACGGCCGGUCCAACAGCGUCCCCCAGGUUCACAGCGACCUGCAGAUGCUCAGACAAAUGAUGCAUUCUCUCUACUUCUUCCUCGACAUCUUGUACGUGCAUGAACCCUUGUCUGAGACAAACUGCUGUCAAGAGAUAUUCAACGCCUUCGUCGCGCUCGACAACCACCUGCAGUCCUACAUGUUCGAGGUGUCGCGAAACGCCACGAAGCUGCACAACUGCAUGGCCAAGCUCUUGGCACACCCGCUGCAGAGGCCGCAGCAGCACAUAGCCCACUACAAGCUCAAGGCGGACGAAAGUCCGAGCUGAGGCUCCGGCCGCUAUACGCCUCACCCGCGACCUCUCAACUACAGGAUUGCGCAGAGCCUGUACAGUGUCGGUAUACAGCGCAUAGUGAGAACGAAGGCCAAGCGAAAGCCUGCUGGGACGCAUCUCACCUGUUGCCACUUCUGCCAUCUGAUUGUGGCUUUGCUCUGUCGCGCAUUUUCGCCAACACAGUGUCACCCUGUUACGGACGCCAUCGAAGGUGCACGUUCCAUUUUAAACUAUACAGAAGGCUCUUUUUUUUUUACCAUUUCGACGCUGUUUAGUUGUUGCAUUGUCAGUGGGCUGCGUAGCAGUGUUUCCACGUUUGACUACUUACCACAUAGAAUGCUUUUCUACAUUAACCUGUAAACUGCUGCUUUCCGUACCACGCUUGUCAUCUGAUAGUGGCUUCACUCUGUUGUAUACCUUUACGUGUUGCUUUAUUAUGGAAACCGUCGAAGGUGUGCGUUCCGUUCAGGGUACUACACAGAUCUUUUUUCAACAUUGCUUUGUUGUCACGUCAUUGGUACACUUUGUAGCAGCAAUGCCAUGAUUUACUACUUACUAGAAUGUUUUUGUACAUUGACCUGAAAAUUGUGCUUUCUGGGCCACGUUUGCUGAGAGCUACUUGAUGAAGGAGAAGGAUAAUGUGCCCAUAAACUGUGCUGGCAAGCACCCGGGGAACUUGGAUUUUAUACUGGUUUACUGUCCGUUGGAUGCAAGUGGAAAGGCUGUGCAUGGUCUCGGAGUAAUCGUCAGACGCCUGACUCGCAGGUUCGUGUAUAAAGCCUAUUUUUUCGUUAUUCUUCUGCUUUGCAUCAAAGGUGCGAGUGCGGACUGUGCUUCUUUUGUUUGCUUAUACAUGCGGCAUCCUUUUUGUGGAAAGUUAUUUCUAUGGCUUCCCACUACUCGCUAGCGAGCUCUUGUCUGAGGUCCUGUUGAAAGCCAUCGCAGGGUUUCACGUGUGCACUGCGUUGCUCAACAUGUUAGCUAUCACACAUGUUCAAAUGCAUCCGCAAGUUAUCUGUGUACAAUUCAGCAGUUGAUCGUGUGAACACAACAAGCGAAUUUCUCACAUACUUUUAAUUGGCUACCUUUCUUCAUUUAUGGCAAUGCUAACACGGAGUGACGCACUAGUUGGAACCAUGUCUUUGGUAUUGCGGUGUUUCUGCCCGGGGUGGAAAGAAGCCAGAAGAAUGGAAAGCAAUGACACUAGGAGUAGUGUUGACAUUCAGCCUAUCGUUACCAUGAAAAGGACAGUAUACCACCUAUGUAAGGAUAGAUUAAGGUGCAAUCAAUGCACGUGCACGGGCGUGCAUAACAUACAGGCAUUGAUGGAGCUAAUCAAAUUCCUUAUGUGACUGUGCGAUUUACACGCACAGCUUUCACCUUUUAUAGAUGCGAUAGGCUUUGUGCAUCAACUUGUGCUGUCAAAUAACACGAUUCCCUUUCAUUGGCUGUGUGUUACAGUACGAGUAGUGAAGGCCACGUGCAUUGAUUAUAGCUGUCUUUUGUUGCAUGGGUUGUAACGUUCCUUGUAAUGUCCAAGACCAAUAUUUCUUCUGUCCUGUUGCUUUCUAUGCUCUUGCUUUCAGUUCUUGUUUGCACUAAACUUUUUAAUGUAGUAAGGCUUUUAAAUUGCAUUUUGCCACUGCUUUGUGGUAGAUGUGGAGUGCUCGUCGACGAUUGCAGUCUCUAGCCGCAACUAAUAGCUCAAUGCUUUUUCAUUGCUGCAAUGCUACUGUGGUGCUUACGAAGUCUUGCUACUGCCACUGCUCUGCCCCCGGCAUUACCAAGAGUUCCUGGAUUUAUUGCUUGCACAAGCCACUGUCUUCUUCGUUAUCUCUGAGUCUGAGACAGCCAAUUUGAGACAGUCUUCCAACUAUGGGAUUGUUUUGCACAAUGUCUGUGGCACAUUUAUCAACCGUGGGCCGUCAGCAUAGUGCGUUUUCGUUCAGCUCCUUCCAAACGGCACACGCUUAUUUUGAACUAACAGUUCAACACCAGUUCCCGAAACAUGUUUGUUGAACACCGUGUAUGGAAACCCUAGUCUGCUCAUUGACCAUGUCGUUGCUUAUUGAGGUGUCCAGCAUUUGGCGGCUUGUGCACUAUAAGCAUGAUGUCCAGUACCUAUCCCUCAAGGGUUGUGAUCUCGCAUCGAGAGAUCAUUGCUGGCUGUGCCAGCGGAAGACACUCACCAAAGGUUAGUGCUUGUAUUUUUUUUGUUGUUUUUUUUUCAGCUAAUGCUGCAUGAAUGGAACACACGAAACAUAUGCCGAGGAUCUUGUAAAGCAUAUUACCCCAGGUCCCUGGUGUCAACUCUGGGCGAUGUUAAAAAGAAAUGAUUAAACCAGAAAUUUGUACAUAAUCAACAUGUUGGUAUUUGCCAGAAAGAAUUUUCUAAUAAAGUGCAUAAUAUGUUUGC
This is a messenger RNA of Rhipicephalus sanguineus (brown dog tick), 3493 nucleotides long. RefSeq names its product BRISC and BRCA1-A complex member 1. NCBI's taxonomy places the organism in Eukaryota, Metazoa, Arthropoda, Arachnida, Ixodida, Ixodidae. The record is from RefSeq and is a predicted model, not a curated record. The transcript has 8 exons. Bases 55 to 1071 code for a protein of 338 amino acids. Gene Ontology annotation, biological process: double-strand break repair; protein K63-linked deubiquitination; mitotic G2 DNA damage checkpoint signaling. Gene Ontology annotation, cellular component: BRISC complex; BRCA1-A complex; nuclear body.